Messenger RNA from Aaosphaeria arxii CBS 175.79, 1599 nucleotides. Its product is annotated as cytochrome P450. NCBI's taxonomy places the organism in Eukaryota, Fungi, Ascomycota, Dothideomycetes, Pleosporales. The transcript has 4 exons. The record is from RefSeq and is a predicted model, not a curated record. Bases 1 to 1599 code for a protein of 532 amino acids. Gene Ontology annotation, molecular function: heme binding; steroid hydroxylase activity; oxidoreductase activity, acting on paired donors, with incorporation or reduction of molecular oxygen.
AUGUUUUUCACCGUUAUUAAAGAUUCGAGUGGUUGGCUCGCUGGCGUCCAUCCAGUAGUGUUGGUAUUACUCUCUUCCAUUAUUGCUGUUGGGGUUCUCUGCUUGGGCUUUCGACUGUGGGCAUUUACCAUCAAGCCAGCAUUCCGUCCAUAUGAACCGAGGGAGCUCCCCUAUUGGAUUCCAGUAUUAGGACACGCUGUUCAGUAUGUCAAGAGUGGACAAGAUGUUAUUACCAGAGCAAGGAAGUACUUCGGCGACACGCGCGCGCCCUUUGCGCUCACUCUUGGUGGCGAAAAGAUGUUCUUCCUCACCGAUCCAAAGCAAGUUGCCGACUUCCACAAGAACACAACAUCCCUCGCUUUCGACAAGAUCGCACAAGAACUCAGCACAACCUUUGGUGUAUCCCAGAAGACUUUGCAGACCACGUAUCGCCGACCUAAUAGCGAAGAGGUUGAUGUGCCGGCCAAGAUCAUGCAAAUUCAGAACCCUCGUAACAAGAGCCUUGCGGAGCUGAACAACGACUUCUGGAAACAGCAAUUGGUCCCUGGUCCGCUGUACUACAAGCUUCAAGAUGAGUGCUUGCAGUAUCUAGAUAAUUCAUUGAAACCCGAGAGCAUUGCACAUAACUACAAGGGACCCACAGACGAGAAGGGAACUACUGUAUCUUUGUUGCGACUCAUGCAAGACGUUCUCAUGGAUGCUGCUCUACGCGCCUUCUUCGGCGACAAGAUGAUGGAACUUGAACCAAACCUGAUUCGAGACUUCAUUGACUUCGACGAAGACAACUGGAAGCUCUGGUACAAAUGGCCCGAUGCGAAAGAAAUGUUUGCAGCCAAGUCGAAAUUAUCCAAAUCUGUGCAGAGGUGGCUCAACACACCAGAGGAAGAACGACCCGGUGCAGCUUUCAUCGUGGAGACGUUUGAGAAGACACAACGCGCGAUGGGGACUCCGAUCGAGGACCUCGCCAAUAUCCUGGUCCUGAUUAUUUUUGUCGCAAAUACAAACACAUACAAAGUCUGCUUCUGGGCUCUAGCCUACAUCCUCAACGACCCAGACCUCCUCCACAAAGUACAGCAAGAAAGCGCUGCAGCAUUCCAAGCAGACGGCACACUGUCGACCAAGCAGCUCAUGGAUUCCUCUCCCUGGAUCGCCGCCGUAUUCCACGAGGCCCUCCGCUGGUGCAGCGCAUCGACAUCCCUCCGCCUGGUCACGGCGCCUACCAUCAUUGGCGGCAAGGAACUUCCAGUCGGCUCUCGCGUCGCUGUGCCAGCUCGCCAAACUCUCUUCAUGCCAGAAGCCUUUGGCGACGAUGCCGAUGUCUUCAAUCCAGAGCGAUUCAUCCGCGAUGAGAAGCUUACGAAGAGCCCGAGCUACAAGCCUUUUGGUGGCGGGACCACCUAUUGUCCUGGCAGAUUUAUUGCGAGACAAGAAUGCUCUGUCGUCAUUGCUAUACUGUUGAAGAAUUUCAACACCGAUGUACUUGGAGAGGGCAAGGCUCCGGAGUUAGAUCUCACGAAGCCGACGACCGGGUUGGUGACACCUAAAGAUGGUCAGGACGUGAUUGUUCGGCUCAGUCCAAAAUCUGAAAUAUUACCAUGA